AAAUAGGAAAAGGAGGUGGAGGGCUUUGUUGUCCUUCUUUUUUUUAGUGCCAACCAUGAACUGCACAUGAGACCUGAGGGAGUGACAGAAAAGGAGGGAGGGAGGAGGAGGAGGAGGAGGAACGAGGAACACUACAGCCAAACAUGAUCCCUUUUUUUCCCUCAGUGCUCUCGCUCUCUCUCCCUCUCUCUCUCUCUCUCCCUCCUCUGUCUCUCGUUGACUCCAGGCUGAGAUCAAUGAUAGGAUGCAGAGCCUCAGAUCCCUAAGCACACUCCUUCUCCUCCUGCUCCUCCUCUACCCUGCUCCUCUGUCCGGCCAAGAGCUGCUUGUACGUCUCGCAGGUGUGGGCCGACGCGGUCCAAACGAGGGACGUGUGGAAGUAUUCUAUAAUGGAGAAUGGGGAACUGUCUGUGAUGAUGAAGUGGAUCUUCAUCUAGCCAACGUGGUGUGCCGACAGCUUGGCUUCCAGCGCAGCUUUACCUGGGCACACAGUGCCAAGUUUGGUGAAGGGCGAGGGCUGAUCUGGCUGGACAAUGUCCACUGCAGAGGCUCAGAGCUCUCAAUAGCAGAGUGUCGUUCCAACGGCUGGGGAGUCAAUGACUGCACCCACGCAGAGGACCUUGGUGUCAUUUGCAGCCCAGAAAGAAGGCCAGGGUUCCCCCCUGUUUCCCUGGAGGGGGCCUCUUCAUCCUCAGUGCAGCAGCCAAACCAAUUACGAAACAGAAAUCCACCUCAAUCACCACUGGCCGUGUCUCCCCCAGUUCCUUCGGCAGCCCAGAUCUCCUCCUCUUCAGAUAGAGGCCACGUGAUUGCUCUUCAUCGCAACCCGACUUCACGUCGUAGCAGCAUCCCACCACAGCAAAAUGGCCAUGAAAUCCAGAUUUUACGAAAUCGAGCAGGCGCCCGAACCAGCCAGUAUCCAAACUCAGCUUCACCACAGGGGCAUCAACUCCCUUCAAAUAUGGCAUUUAGUGGAGGGCAAAGGCAGAGGCAGGACGGAGCAAGAGCCGGUCCGCAAGCCUUACGACAAGAAACAGAGGAUCAGACGAACAGAUGGCAUCCGCCCGCACCACAGUCACAGGGAGGAAAUGACAGGAACCAGCCACUGAGUGGGAACCAUGUAGAAACAGACUAUCCAGAAAAUGAUGUGCAUUUCACACAGAAUUCUGAGCGCGGUCUCUUGGAGGAGGCCCGUCUACGACCUGUGCUGUCCAGCAACAACGGCGGUUUAGUGACAGAAGGAGUUCUGGAAGUGAAGCAUGCUGGGAAGUGGCGUCACGUGUGCAAUCAGGGAUGGGACCUGAGCAGCGGUCGUGUCGUCUGUGGCAUGUUAGGUUUCCCUGCUGCUGAGGAAUUUGACCAAACCCCCUACAGGAAACUGUGGGACUCCAAGAUAGCUGACCCGUCGUCCAGGCUGAGGACACAGGUUGGUAAAAAAACCUACUGGGUGGAGAGAGUGCGGUGUCAGGGCGUGGAGGCCUCUCUAUCGCAGUGCCAGGUUCAGCUCUCUCUUCCCUGGACUGAUGUCCCAUGCAGAGGAGGAAUGCACGCCGUGGUACGCUGCGUCCCUGGGUUCCAGUUUGCACGUUACGGACGAACACCUGCGCCACCUGCAGUGCCGGCGGUUGUGCGACUUAAAGCCGGACCUCGUUUAGGGGAGGGCCGUGUGGAGGUGCUGCGAGAGGGCAAGUGGGGCACCGUUUGUGACCAUCUGUGGGACAUUACUGCAGCCAGUGUGGUCUGCAGGGAGCUGGGCUUCGGGACGGCCAAAGAAGCUCUUAACAAAGCUCAACUGGGACAGGGUACUGGUCCCAUCCACAUGAACAGUGUCCAGUGCACAGGGAGGGAAAGGUCCAUUACUGAGUGUAACUACAGACAGGUGCCACUUUACAGCUGCAAACAUAACCAGGAUGUAUCACUCCGCUGCCAUGUUCCCAACACUGGAAUACAGACCCAGGUGCGUCUGGCAGGAGGCAGAAACCCAUCAGAGGGACGUGUGGAGGUGCUGAUGGACGUUGGAGGCGUGAGACGUUGGGGUUCUGUGUGCAGUGAGAACUGGGGCCUGAAUGAAGCAAUGGUCGUGUGCCGACAGCUGGGUCUGGGCUUUGCCUCGACACCUCAUCAGGAAACCUGGUUCUGGGCUGGUUCUCCUGAGGCAGGAGAGGUGGUUCUGAGUGGAACGCAUUGCACUGGCAACGAGAUGUCUGUCCAGCAGUGUCGCAGAAACACUCACGUCUACUGUCCAAGAGGAGGCGACGGCAGAGCUGCAGGAGUGACAUGUGUUGAGACCGCCCCCGACCUUGUCCUGGACGCUCAGCUCGUUCAGGAAACGGCUUAUUUAGAGGAUCGACCCCUUCACCUGCUGACCUGCGCUAAUGAAGAGAACUGCCUCUCCUCCUCCGCUGCCAGGAUGCACUGGCCCUACGGACAUCGCCGUCUCUUACGCUUCUCCUCCCGCAUCAUGAAUUUGGGCCGUGCUGACUUUCGACCCCGGGCCUCCAGGGAAAGCUGGGUAUGGCACCAGUGCCAUAGGCACUACCACAGCAUCGAAGUGUUCACUCACUAUGACCUGCUAACCCUCAAUGGGACCAAGGUGGCUGAAGGUCACAAGGCCAGCUUCUGUCUGGAGGACACCUACUGCCCUGAAGGUCUCCAUAAGCGGUUCGCAUGCUAUAACAUGGGACAGCAGGGUAUCUCAGUUGGCUGCUGGGACACCUACCGCCACGACAUCGAUUGCCAGUGGGUCGACAUCACAGACGUUAGACCCGGUGAAUACAUCUUUCAGGUUCAAGUCAACCCCUCCUUAGACAUGGCUGAGUCUGACUUCCAAAACAACGUGAUGCGCUGCCGCUGUAAAUAUGAUGGAGCACGGGUUUACAUGUCUGGAUGCCACGCAGGCGAUGCUUACAGUGCAGAGGUGGAGGACUUGUUUGACCACCAACUUCAACUCUCCAACAACUUCCUUUGAAUUUUGGAACUCAUUGCUAUUAGGAAAGAACAACUGUGCAACUCCUCACAACACCUCAACCUGUCAGGGAAAGCAGAGUUAAUUUCGAUCGUAUGCUAGUUUAAAAAGGGAAUGAGCCUUUGAGGGAGGAAUAACAGAAGGGCAUGAGUGGAACUGCAUCCAAAAGUGACCGGUUACGUUCCUGUAUCAUUGUAUGCAUCGUAAGCACCAUGCUGCCAUGAUUAAACAUAAAACCUUUCAAAAAUUCUAAAAAAAGAAAAAAGAAAAGUGUGUUUAUUGAUUAAACUAAUUGAAUCCCCAUUUUAUUGGCUUAAAACACAUCCUGUACUAUCAAUCACCCAAUCACCAGCCUGUUGACAUGUAACGGCAACUCAGGUUUGAGACAAACUCUGUACGUGCCUUUUGUGCUUUCAGUGCUCCAAAUACAAAAUGCACUAUUUACUGUAACAAAAUAUGUGGCUUUUGGUUUUCAAUUUUUAUUUUAUUUUUUACUUAAUGGUGCUAUUUUGCCUUUUUCGAAUAAAUUUUGUAAAGUAUUGCAAAGGUAUUGUCAUGUACAGUUUUAUAUUACAUCUCUCGAUCAUUUCAUGUUCUUUCAGUAAUUUAUGCAGAAUUUUAAUGUACUUUAAGGUUGGAACUUGUCCCUGUGUGGCUGUUAUUAAGUGUUCAUUUUAAUAUUAUUAGUUUUUUUUCCCUUGUUUGUUGCAUAUAUCACAUGAGCUCUGGUUGUACAACAGUGUUGUGCCUUAUGCCUUGUGACAAUACUUGGUUAUCUUAGAGAAAUAAACUUAUGAGUGAUAAACUG
This is a messenger RNA of Cynoglossus semilaevis (tongue sole), 3773 nucleotides long. RefSeq names its product lysyl oxidase homolog 4-like. The transcript is spliced from 15 exons. Lineage: Eukaryota; Metazoa; Chordata; Actinopteri; Pleuronectiformes; Cynoglossidae. The coding region runs from base 245 to 2968 and encodes 907 amino acids. Gene Ontology annotation, cellular component: membrane. Gene Ontology annotation, biological process: collagen fibril organization; peptidyl-lysine oxidation. Gene Ontology annotation, molecular function: copper ion binding; protein-lysine 6-oxidase activity. The record is from RefSeq and is a predicted model, not a curated record.